This is a messenger RNA of Camelina sativa (false flax), 9421 nucleotides long. Lineage: Eukaryota; Viridiplantae; Streptophyta; Magnoliopsida; Brassicales; Brassicaceae. The record is from RefSeq and is a predicted model, not a curated record.
UAAACCCUGUUCUCCUCGGUCAAUUCAAAAUCAAUUUCACCGGUGGUGACACUUGUAACAUUGUCGUGAUUCUCGGAUUAUGCGCUAGUUCGAUUUCGCCAUGGUUACUUCGAGAGAUGUUCAUGAGAUCGUCUCCAAGCUCUCGUCGGACAAAGCCAAGACUCGCGAAGAUGGUGUGAAGUUACUGAAUACAUGGCUUGAAGGGGAAAGGUCAAUUACCUUUUGUAUAUUUCUUUCACAAAACACAGCUAAACUUAACUUGGACGAGAUUCCAAAUGCUGAAACAUGGCCCUUUUUGGUUAAACUUCUCAUUCAAUGUGUCUCAAUGGAGGUGUCAGGUAGCAAGAGACGUCUCCCUAAACCAACUUUUGCAAAGACGCUUCGAGUUGUUAUUCAGAGAACAGAAGAAACUAGGUUUCCUGGUGUACAUUGUCCUUUGCUAUCUAUGGCCAAAACCCUCUUCGCACAUGUACAUGAUAUCUUGAGCAAUACACCAAGCUUUCAGUCCGAGUAUGGUACCAUACUCCGACAUCUUUUGGAAAUUAGGGAUUACCGUUUCCAAAUGAGGAAGCGUACAUAUUCCAGUUUGGUGCUGCUGUACAUGGAAUGGGCUGAAGCAGGGUUUUGCGAGAAAAGCAGUGGUCAACAUAGCCAGAAGGAGGAAGCUUUUCGCCAUAUUCUUACGCUUCAGUCACUUCUAGAGAACUCCUCUGGAGAUUUUCCUGAUGACCUUCGAGAAGAAAUUGUGAACGGCUUCAUUCAUAUCUUCUCUUCUGUAAGAGAUGAGGGAAAGCUUUCACGCAAGCUUAUUGAAUGUGUAAAUACCUUCUUGCUGAAGGAUGGUCCUAAUUUAGGCUCUUUGUCACUUGAUAUUCAUAAUGCGGUUGAACAAUUUGUAUUCCGUUGCUGGCUAACAACCCAUGAUAAAAACUUAAAGGAGAUACUUGUUUCUUAUGGAAGGCUACAGCUAAAUUUGACAAGGGGUGCUAGUCAAUCUAGUUCUCUGGUGGAACAACUUUUGGACGUGGUUAUCCGUGAAUUGGAUCUGGGUAGUUCAUCAAGUUCUGCAUCAUGGGGUGAUUCAACCAAGGAUGAUAAGUUAGGGGCAUUGAGCACCUAUCAGAGUAGCUUGGUUGAGCUGGCUGCACAUGUGUUCUACCAGGCAUGUGUCAAAACAUCUAGACCAUCAGUGUCAGAGAAACGAGCUCGGAGGCAACCUGUUGCGUUGCGUCUUGUCGAGGCACUAACUGAAGGAAAAUGGCUAUGGUGUGCUACUUUUGGUUGUCUAGUUCGGACUUAUUGUACUCGCAUCAAUAAGGAUCUCCUUAUUUAUUGGUUUGAAGCCAUCUGCACGAACUUUCAGAGACUUCUGGAGGAUGCCAGUAUGAGACGUUCGUAUGAUGGUCUACUAUGGACUUUGAGGAGUUUGCAAGGGCUCUCUUCUGGUUUGUUACUCUCAGAUACUACUACGGACAUAUCAAAGUCCCCUGUUUCUUCAAGUGAGCUAGAUCGUGGCUGGCAAUUGAUCUGGAGUUCUUUAAUCCAUGGGCUAGCAACAUUCAGUAGCACGAGUGUAAUUGUUGAUGCCGUCUUGGUGCUCCUUGGAUCAAUUAUUUCAAGUCAGCACAUAAACGUUGGGAUUCUGCCUCAAGAAGUGUGGGAUCAUCAGUUAUUCAGGCACAUACCUUCUGAGCCGGCCUUGUACUUCAUUGCAUGUUACUUUUCACGUAUGGGUUGCCAGGGAAACCUGCAAGAUGAUUUACAUCUUCGACGCAAUCUUCUUAGAGCAGUUUGUGCCCCCCUAAGCUGGAAGGGUCGUUUGACACUAAAUGAGAGAAUGGUUCAGCUUCUACCAGCAGCUGCUUUUUCCUUAUGUGCUGGUUUCAAUACUUCACUUCCAGUACCUAAGGAACAUCUUCCAACACCAUCUGAAUGGGAUGUCUACGAACAGAUAGAUGAUGUUGAGAUAGAAAGAAAAUUUGGACUCUUUGAAUGCUCCGUGGAGGCUCUAGCAAAAAUUUGCUCAAAUUUUAGCAAGAUCUCUAGCUGCCAAGUUUCUGACGUUGUACAACUACCUCUGGUAUUAAGAGAUCCAUUGCUUCAUGACAUGGAUAUCUAUUUUCUUAGCAUUAUCCCGGAGAGCAAUGCCAAAGGACCACUGUCUGACAUCUUUAUGGGAUGUGCUCUGUUGUGCCAUUUUAUGCAUGGUUCUUAUAUCACAAGGAAGAGUAAUGGAAGCAGUUCGUUCUUUUUUAAAGCAUGCCAGUAUUUGUUAGAAGGCUUGGAUCAUGCUGUCGAAACAAUUGUAAAGAGCCUCAAUGAUCUUCAAAGUCUCGGUCCCUUGGGGUUUGGCUCAGAUUUUAAUGAGAAAGCUUCUAUAAUAGUUUCGUUGAGGUCCCUUACUAAGUCUCCCGUCUUCAGCAACAGAAGAGACCAUAAUCUUCUUGGCGCUAGUUAUGAUGCUGUAAUUCACUCCUUAGAGAACCUUUUGCGGGCUUUUGCUAAAGUCUAUGGAGAAUACACUGAGCACGCAUGGAACACCCAAUCCAACACUAUACCUACAAAGUCGUUACCACUUGAUUCCCCAGAAGUUGGCAGGAUAGUGGAUAUGGAAUUAGAUCUAGCUGAAGACACUAAAGAUAUGGAUAUUAUAACUGCGGGUGGGAAAGCUAUACCCGGCCUGUCUGUUUCCACGGGGAACUGGAAGUUGGGCAUGAUAUCACUUAUCUCAUGUUUUUCUCCAGUACUUCAGUUUCCGACAUGGGAUGUUCUAUAUAAUCUCUUGGAGAAGGAAUGUGAUCCUAAGGUGCUGGAAAAUAUACUGUAUCAUCUAUGCCAGCUUUCAUGCUUGACGUCUAUGCCGAAUGUUAAUGAAUUGGUUAAUUUCUUGGAUGGCAUGCUUAGCACACAAGUAAAGAUCAAGCGUAACUGUCUUAACAUAGUCACUGCUCUGCAUGUUUUACUUCGCACUUUAUCAUCCUCAGGGAUGGAUUCUUCUGGACUCAGAAAAAACUGUGAUUUGGCUUCAAAAGAUGUAGAAAGUUCUCAGGUCUUUGCCCAACUUGGCGCAAUGGUGAAUAAAGUUUCUGAAUUUGGUCUCUUGGGAUGGUUUGGGCGUGUCAAGCUGAUCAACUGUAUAUGUGAUCUCGUUUUGCUUAAUCCUCAGACUGGUCAGACAAUGAUUGAGCGACUUCUAUUAAUGCUAAAUGACUCUGAUUAUCGAGUGAGGUUUGUUCUGGCAAGACAAAUUGGAAUUUUAUUCCAGACGUGGGAUGGCCAUGAGGCACUGUUCCAAGAUAUUUGCUCCAGCUUCGGAAUUAUACUGGUAACCUCCUCAAAGGAAAAACUAGUCACUGCAAGGGAUGUUUUGGCUGCUGGUCCCCAGCCUCGCCCGAAAAUGGAGACUGUCAUCAUUACUCUUAUGCACCUUGCUUAUCACAGUGAGAACAUAGAGUUGCAAGCUGUUUUUAUGAUGUGCGCUGUUUCAGCUAUAGAACCUUGUCAGAGGGAAUUAAUCAUUGCUGCACUUGACAACCUAUCAGCACAACUCCAUUACCCAUCUAGGUUCAAGUACCUGGAGGAACUCUUGGGCCCGAUCCUCUUUUUCUGGAUUGCGUGUGGCGUCAGUUUAACUGGUCUUGUUGAGACAAGUCAGCUGUUCAGUCCAAACACUGAACCAAAAUAUUUCAUCCACUUUUGUUCCCACUGGCUACUUCCAGCUCUUCUGGUGCAUGAAGAUCAUACUAACCUUGAUUGGGUAUCUAAGAUUGCUGGCCAACCGGUGGCUGUGUUAUUUAAGGAAAAUUUUGUGCCAAUAUUUUCAAUAUGUAUGGGAUUGCACUGUAGUAAAACGUCAGAAUGUGAUAAAGGUGCAAUGGUGCUUCAGAAUUCAAUAUUGUAUGUGGGUGAGAUCAGCGAAAAUGAGAGGGACAAGCUUAUUAAGCAGAAUAUGGUGUCUAUUGUUAGUUUUAUUUUAUCAUGCACUUCCUCUUCACCAGAACCUUCAGUUCCUGCUUUUUCUCGUGACACGAUUUCACUUGCAGUUCAAACAGUUGUGGAUGGUUUUCUGGAAAUUGCUGAGUAUCCUAAGAAUGCGGCCAUAACUGACAGGAUAAACAUUUUUCGCCCGGAUAGAGUGUUCAUGUUCAUAACAGAAAUGCACUAUAAAAUGUCAGCUGCAUGCCAUCAUCGACAUACGCGUCAUCAUUUGGCCGCACUUGAGGAGCUUACAAUUCUUCUUGGUCAUAGAGCUUCAGUUCCAAGUUCCAUAAAUUACAUAUUAAAUCUCGUUGGACAAUUUAUUGGAUAUCCCUCAUUGCAAGAUCAGUGUUGUAGCAUAGCCUCCUGUUUGCUGGAUUCGUUCAAAAGCAAUCCGGCCAAAGAAAUUGUUAGUGUACUAGGUGACCAACUCCAGUUUUUGGUCUCGAAGCUGGUUACAUGUUGCAUCGAUGCUGAAGCAGAUACCAAAGUUUCUGGUUCUAAGUCAUCUCAGCUCGUUAAUUUGCUACACAAGCUAGUUGUUAAUUCAGAUUCUGCUCUUGAUGAAGAUAUCAGGGAUUUGGAAGCAUUCCCUGAUAUGAAAAUUUUCCAAGUCAUUAGUAAAUUACACAUCAAAAUAUGCGAGGCAUAUUCUCCGAGGAGUCAUCUAUUGAAGUGUGCUAGAAGAUCUUGUUAUCUGCCACCGAGAUUCCUUUCCAAGAGCCUCCAAGCACUGCAUAACAAGCUCAUAGCCUCUGGAGUUUCUCAAGAAGAGACAAAUGUAGAAACGGCAGAAACAUUUUGGCAGUCUGAUGAUGAAAUUGUAAAUGCUGUUUGGACUCUUGUCCGUGUGUCCGCCUCUGAUGAAGCAGAUAAUAUGAGACUUUUGGUGUCUGAUUUUCUUUCCAGGGUUGGUAUUAGUAACCCGCACACUGUUGUUUUCCGUCUUCCUGGGGAGCUGGGCUCCAUGCAUGAUCGUCAAUUUGUUUGCCAGAAUACUGGAUCAAAAUUGAGAUCUUUCACUGAGAACGGCAUAUCCGAUGAAACUCUUAUCACACUGCUGAAAGUUUUGAAGAAGUAUCUUUUAGAUGACUCUGUAAAGAUUAUUGAUGUAACAUCUCAAACUCUUCGGGGAAUUCUUUCCACCGAAAGGGGGCAGCAAGCAUUAUCAUCUUUCGAUUCAUGUGAGAGAUCUUCCAUUGAGGUGAGCUUUCUGGUCUUAUGCUACUUUUCAUUGGUUGAUAGGUUAUGCCAGAACAUAGCAAUGCUGAAAGCUGAAAUCUCGGAGCUUCUAUUCCCUAGUGUUAUUGUUAGUCUUGCAGGAAGGAUUGGGACGGAUAUCAAUUUACACAAAUUAAUAACGUCACAGGUGAAAGAGUAUAUCUUCAUUGAUUCAAACAAGCUAACAAAGUCGAAGCAAAUUAUGUUAAAUACCCUGAAUGAACUGCGGAUGUGUUAUGUCCUCGAAAGAUCGAUUUUUUCUGGACAAACUAAGAAAGAAAAGAAUGCUUAUGGAAUGGCAGCGUCCAUAACUACAAAUUGGGAAAAGGUUUAUUGGCUUUCCAUUGAUUAUCUUGUUGUUGCCAGAUCAGCAGUAGUAUGCGGUGCAUACUUGACCGCCUCCAUGUAUGUUGAGUAUUGGUGUGAAGAGAGAUUUGGCAAUCUAACUCUCGGAGAUCCUGAUUUUUCUUAUCAUGAUAUGUUGCCGGAUCAUGUUGAGAUACUUGUGUCUGCAAUAACAAGAAUAAACGAGCCUGACAGCUUGUAUGGGGUUAUACAUUCAAAUAAGUUGUCUGCUCAAAUAAUCACAUUUGAGCAUGAGGGAAACUGGACAAGGGCACUCGAGUAUUAUGACUUGCAAGCACGUUCACAGAAAACAGUCGUGCCAGGUAGCUUUUCUGAAAAUCUAGAGGUGGAACAAUCUCAGCCAACAACUAGUGCACGGCAUUCUGUUUUUGGUGAAGGGGAGGUCCAGAGACAACCAUUCAAAGGACUCAUAAGGUCGUUGCAGCAGACAGGCUGUAUGCAUGUCCUGGAUCUGUAUUGCCGGGGCUUGACUUCCCGAGAAGGUUGCUUUCAGUAUGAUCCAGAGUUCAUCGAAUUGCAGUAUGAGGCUGCAUGGCGUGCUGGCAAAUGGGAUUUUUCUUUACUUUAUCCGAAAACGCACUGCCAACCUCUGCAACAUGUCAAGAACAAUAAUUAUCAUGAAAAUCUACACUGUUGUUUGAGAGCAUUGCAAGAAGGGGAUUACGAAGGGUUUUAUGCAAAACUGAAGGAUACGAAGAAGGAGCUUGUGCUGUCCAUUUCCCGUGCAAGCGAAGAAAGCACUGAAUUUAUAUACUCUACAGUAGUGAAACUUCAGAUUCUUCAUCAUCUUGGACUAGUUUGGGAUCUUCGCUGGACGACAUCUUCACAUCAAAGUGUGCAUGGCUAUCCAGUCAAACAAAUAGCAUGCACAGACCCCGUGACUCCAACAAUGGAUCAGUUGUCUUGGCUGAAUGAGGAUUGGAGCUCUAUUAUUACGCAAGCUCAGUUGCACAUGAAUUUGUUGGAGCCAUUUAUCGCAUUUAGGCGUUGUCUUCUCCAAAUCUUGGGAUGUGAGGAAUGUACUAUGCAACAUCUUUUGCAGUCUGCUUCAUUACUUCGCAAGGGAACAAGGUAUUCUCAUGCAGCUGCGUCUCUGCAUGAGUUCAAGUUUCUUUGUGCAAGAAGUGAUGGACAACAACCCGUUCCAGAUUGGCUUGGAAAGCUUGAAGAGGCGAAGCUAUUACAUGCCCAAGGCCGGCAUGAAGUUUCCAUUAGUCUUGCAAGCUACAUUUUACAUAAUUAUCAAUUAAAAGAAGAAGCUUCAGAUAUAUAUCGCGUGAUUGGAAAGUGGCUGGCAGAAACCAGAUCGAGCAAUUCUAGAACAAUUUUAGAGAAGUAUCUGAGGCCUGCAGUUUCGCUUGCUGAAGCACAGAGUUCCAAGAUCUGCAAAAGGCUGGUAGAUAGACAGAGCCAAACUUGGUUUCAUCUGGCUCAUUAUGCAGAUGCUCUAUUUAAGAGUUAUGAGGAAAGACUCUCCUCCAGUGAAUGGCAAGCUGCAUUGCGACUACGAAAACACAAGACAAAGGAGUUGGAGGUGCUUAUUAAACGCUUCAAGAGUUCAAAGAAGGCGGAGCAAUCUGAUUAUUCACUGAAGAUCCAAGAUCUACAGAAGCAACUAACAAUGGAUAAAGAAGAAGCAGAAAAACUACAGGUUGACAGGGAUAACUUUCUGAAACUUGCAUUGGAGGGGUAUAAACGUUGUCUAGAAAUUGGUGACAAGUAUGAUGUUCGAGUGGUGUUUCGACUAGUAUCCAUGUGGUUCAAUCUUGCUUCCCAGAAAAAUGUUAUUGAUAACAUGUUGAGCACCAUUAGAGAGGUUCAGUCUUACAAAUUUGUACCACUUGUUUAUCAAAUUGCUUCAAGGUUGGGCAGUUCCAGAGAUGAAUCAGGAUCUAACAGCUUUCAGUCUGCUCUAGUGUCACUUAUCAGAAAAAUGGCCAUUGAUCAUCCAUACCAUACAAUCUUUCAGCUACUGGCAUUGGCAAACGGUGACCGUAUCAAAGAUAACCAACGUAGUAGAAAUUCUUUCGUGGUUGAUACGGAUAAAAAGCUUGCAGCAGAGCAUCUCUUGCAGAAUGUAUCACAUAAUCAUGGGACUAUGAUUAUACAAAUGAAACAGCUGGUAGAUAUCUACAUCAAACUUGCAGAGCUUGAAACAAGGAGAGAGGAUACCAAUAGAAAAUUAACACUGCCAAGAGAAAUUCGUAGUGUGAAACAAUUGGAACUUGUACCUGUAGUGACUGCUACAAUUCCUGUUGAUCGUAGUUGCCAAUACAAUGAAGGGACAUUCCCAUUUUUCAGAGGUUUAUCAGAUUCUGUUACAGUGAUGAAUGGUAUAAAUGCUCCAAAAGUAGUUGAAUGCUUUGGAUCUGAUGGCCAAAAAUAUAAGCAACUUGCGAAAUCUGGCAAUGAUGACCUCAGACAAGAUGCUGUUAUGGAACAGUUUUUUGGCCUCGUAAAUACCUUUCUACACAAUAACCGGGACACAUGGAAGAGAAGAUUAGCUGUGCGCACAUACAAGGUUAUUCCUUUUACUCCUAGCGCUGGUGUUCUUGAGUGGGUCGAUGGCACAAUUCCACUUGGAGAUUAUCUUAUAGGAAGCUCAAGGAGUGAAGGCGCUCAUGGUCGUUAUGGCGUUGGAAACUGGAAAUAUGCUAAAUGCCGAGAACAUAUGUCGAGUGCGAAGGACAAACGCAAAGCCUUUGUGGAUGUCUGCACAAACUUCAGGCCUGUCAUGCAUUACUUUUUCCUGGAAAAGUUCCUGCAGCCUGCUGACUGGUUUGUGAAGAGGCUUGCGUAUACACGUAGUGUUGCAGCUAGUUCAAUGGUUGGGUACAUCGUUGGUCUUGGAGACCGUCAUGCCAUGAAUAUUUUAAUCGAUCAAGCCACAGCAGAAGUUGUCCACAUAGAUCUUGGAGUUGCCUUUGAACAAGGAUUAAUGCUCAAGACUCCUGAAAGGGUUCCGUUCAGACUGACAAGAGACAUAAUUGAUGGAAUGGGCAUCACAGGAGUGGAAGGCGUUUUCAGGAGAUGUUGCGAAGAAACCCUGUCUGUGAUGCGAACAAAUAAAGAGGCGCUGCUUACAAUUGUCGAAGUGUUUAUACAUGAUCCUCUGUACAAAUGGGCCUUGUCCCCCUUAAAGGCUUUGCAAAGACAGAAGGAAACUGAAGNGUCGAGUGUAAGCUCAUUUCCUUUCUCAGAUCUUCUUAGUUGGCCAUCACUGGCAUCUGUUAAUGUAACUUACUCCGUAAGANUGAACUUGGAAGGGUUACAAGAGGAAUUCGAGGGGAACAAGGAUGCUACACGUGCCUUAAUGCGUGUCAAGCAAAAACUUGAUGGCUAUGAGGGCGGUGAGAUGAGAAGCAUACAUGGCCAGGUAAUGUUUUUGAUAUAUAAAUCAAAGGUUAAAACAGCACACGCUAAGUUGUUUACUGAUUGUAUUUGCUCAACACUUACNGACUGGUUUGUGAAGAGGCUUGCGUAUACACGUAGUGUUGCAGCUAGUUCAAUGGUUGGGUACAUCGUUGGUCUUGGAGACCGCCAUGCCAUGAAUAUUUUAAUCGAUCAAGCCACAGCAGAAGUUGUCCACAUAGAUCUUGGAGUUGCCUUUGAACAAGGAUUAAUGCUCAAGACUCCUGAAAGGGUUCCUUUCAGACUGACAAGAGACAUAAUUGAUGGAAUGGGCAUCACAGGAGUAGAAGGCGUUUUCAGGAGAUGUGGCGAAGAAACCCUGUCUGUGAUGCGAACAAAUAAAGAGGCGCUGCUUACAAUUGUCGAAGUUGAGAGUCUUGCUAAGCAUCUCUUGUCGAAAACUGAGCCGCAUGACCGGCAUUUGUUAACCUCAUCUUUCUCCUAA